UCAAAAAUCUGUUGAUGUCAAUGGAUUAACGUGCGCCGACGGCGAAGACGGCGAAGACGGAGGUGCGACGCGUUAGCGUCGCUCUGAAGUUGUCCGAUGGAGACGAGAUAACGUCGAAUAACAUAGCGAUGAUCGUUCCGGAAAUCUCGUCGUGUAGAGAAAGCGAAAGUCGUCGAUGUGUUUCGGUAUGAUCGAGUGUCGUUCAGAAAUUCGCGAUAAUCGUCGACGAAUUAGCGAAACGGAAACGCGACGACGAGGUGUGGAUAAGUUGCUGAUUUUCGCGCGCGAUCUAUCACGAGGCGAUCAACAUGGCGAUACGACGAUGCGACGCGAAUCGAUGAUUAACGAGGGCCGGAGCAAAGUGAGACAGUAAUUUUUCACUCAUCGUUUUCCUUUUUUAUUCCCUUUUUUUUCGUUCGACGAUUUACGGACUAUGUGAGUGCCUCCUGUCAAUGAUCGUCUUUGUUCGGUGGUGUCAAAGAAUUAUAGGAAUCCUCGUGGACCAUGGCCACUACCACGAAGAAGGAACAUGCUAGCAACGCCACGUUACGCCUCCUUGUUGUUGUCUUCUCGUUGUUCCUGAACGACCUGACAGCCGUCCAAGCGCGCGGAUUUAGACAUAGUCUUAAGCAAGCUCAGAGAAGUACGUACAGUCUGAAUAAGAGCUUAAAAAAUAGUGGUCUCUUUCCGUCCACAUUCAAUGUCGCCGCGAAAGCGGAUAUUUACGUUAACGCGACCUGCGGUGAGGAGGGUCCAGAGACUUUCUGCAAGCCCUCGGAAUCGUCGAGAUGCGCCGUCUGCGACUCCAGGAGUCCGGAUCCUGGCAAGAGGCACAAUAUCAGCAACAUCCUCGACUCGAAUCCCGGAAAAUGGUGGCAAAGUCCUACAUUAGCGAGAGGCGAUUAUUACGAAUACGUGACAAUCCUCUUGGACCUUAAACAGGUCUAUCAAGUGGAAUACGUGAUAGUGAAGUCUGCGAACUCACCGAGACCCGCGGCUUGGAUUCUGGAGAGAUCUCUGGAUGGCGAGAACUUCCAGCCAUGGCAGUAUUAUGCGCCGAGCGAUGGGGAAUGCUGGACGAGAUAUUCGGCACCGCCUGUCGCGGGUAAACCCGUUUACGUCACCGACGACGAGGUCAUAUGCACCAGCCAGUACUCCAGACAAACCCCCAUGGAGAACGGCGAGAUCCACACGCACUUGGUGAACGGUCGACCCGGGGCUCUGAAUCACAGUGCGACUCUGCAAGAAUUUACUCAGGCCAGAUUUGUGCGGCUCCGUCUUCAAAGUCUCCGACGUAACGGCGAGGCUGAUAAGAGACGUGCAUUUUAUUCAAUAAAGGAAAUCAAUAUCGGAGGACGUUGCCUGUGCUCCGGACAUGCCGCUCGAUGUCGGUACAGCGUUCAACACGGGCAUCAGGAAUGCGAAUGCGAGCGCCACACGUGCGGUGAAAGAUGCGAAAAAUGCUGCUCCAUGUACAAUCAGAUCCCGUGGAAGCCCGGCACAGCUGGCAAGGGCUUUCACUGCGAGAAGUGCAACUGCAAUGGCCAUGCAACGUCCUGCAGAUACGACCAGGAAGUGGCCGAGAGGAGAAUGUCCAUGGAUAUCCGUGGGAAAUACCGAGGCGGUGGCGUGUGUGUCAAUUGCUCGGAACAUACGACCGGUAUAAACUGUGAAAAAUGUGAGGUUGGCUACUACAGGCCGAAUGGCGUUGCACCUGAUGCAUCGGAACCCUGUUUGCCCUGCGACUGUAACAUACGUGGCAGUACAGGCUACUGCACUCCUGACGAUUCUUACACGCGUAUGGGAAAGGUAGCAGGUGCGUGCGAGUGCAAGCCGGGAUAUUCAGGAUAUAAAUGCGAUCAAUGCGCUGCCGGUUAUCGGCAAUUUCCCGAUUGCAUGCCGUGCCCUUGCGAUUCCCGCGGGAUCCUGCCGUCCCAUGAUUGCGAGGGCGAUUGUUUGUGCAAGGCGAAUGUUGCCGGGGAUUUCUGCGAUCGUUGCAAACCCGGAUACUUCGCGCUCACGAAGGAUGAUCUCGAUGGCUGCAUAUCCUGUUAUUGCUUUGGCGUAGCAGAUCGCUGUACUACUGCGAGAUUACAAUACAGCAUGAUUUCUACACUGGAGAACUGGUUGGUGACUGACAUGAACGCGUCUCGGGCAGUCGUUCCCACCUUGGACAUGGACAACGAAUGGCUAACUGUGGCAGCGUUCGACGUCGAGUAUGACAGUCCUUUCUGGCUGGCGCCACAGAUUUACACGGGGAAUCGCGUAUCCUCGUACGGCAGCAAUCUUACGUACUCCGUUACGUGGGUUGUCAUGCGAGGUGACACCAGUGGUAAACCGACCACGCAGCCCAACGUUAUCCUAGUUGGUAACAAUGGGAUGCGCAUAGCGUACGGCGAGGAACAGUACAAUGGUCAAGAAGCUGAAAUAGCGGUGCCUUUACGAGAGCAAGGCUGGUUUCAUGUGCGAAGCGACGUUCAGGACAUCCCGACCAGAUUGAGGAGAACCGAGUUUCGCGGGGAUCCUGUGACGAGGGCGCAGAUGAUGCGCGUUCUCGCCGAUCUCAAGUACCUGAUGAUAAGGGCGCGAUAUCAUUCGGAGCAAAUCGAAGGAAGUCUCCAGUCUGCUAUAUUGACGGUAGGCGAAUUAUCACCGGAUGGCGAAACCGACAAUCUGAUCGAAAUAUGCGAAUGUCCCAAGGAAUACACAGGAAUGUCCUGCGAGAACUGUGCCUGGGGAUACGUAAAGAUGCCCAUCAAUGGUUCCGAUCAUCAGGACCGUCAGAAAUGCGUGAAAUGUGACUGCAAUAGUCAUGCGGGCUCCUGCGAUCUCAUAAUGGGCGAAUGUGGGACGUGUGAACAUCAUACGGUAGGUCCAAAAUGUGAUCGUUGCGCUACAGGAUAUUACGGUAUCGCAACGAGAGGCACCAGCGAGGACUGUAAGAAAUGCGCGUGUCCACUUUUCGUUGACUCCAACAAUUUCAGUCCGAGUUGUCAGCUUGACGAUCCCACUGAUAUGAAUAGCGGAUACGUGUGCACGCAAUGUCCUGAAGGAUAUACCGGAGAUCAUUGCGAAACUUGUGAUAUAGGAUUCUACGGUAAUCCUGUGAUACCUGGCGGUACUUGCGAACGGUGUCCUUGCAACGGUGGUGCCUGCGACCAGGAAACGGGUCGAUGUUUGGAAUGCCGCGGCAAUACUGAAGGCUGGAAGUGCGAGAAGUGCAAGGAAGCGCAUUAUGGAAAUCCUCUGGAACAGAAUUGUAUGCCGUGCGACUGCUCACCCUUUGGUAGCAAUUCAGUCCAUUGCGAGCAGACAACCGGUCAGUGUCCUUGCAGGCCUUUGUUCACCGGUCGUGACUGUUCCUCGUGCAUCGAGGGCUACGGGAACGUGACCGCAGGUUGCCGAGAAUGCAACUGCGACGUGGGUGCCAUCGACGGGUUCUGCGAUUCCGUAAGCGGUGUGUGCAGGUGCGCGCCGAGCGUGGUCGGCUUCCGGUGUGAUCGCUGUAACGUGGACCACUACGGCUUGUCGGCGGAUGGCUGCAAAGGAUGUGGCUGCAACAAUUUGGGCUCCACAAGUUCUGCUUGCGACAUCGUAUCCGGACAGUGUCAAUGCAAACCGCAAGUUAUUGGCAGACAAUGCAACGAAUGUAAGACCGGUUAUUGGGGAUUGACAUCAGGAACAGGCUGCACGCCUUGCGGAUGCGAUUCUAUGGGAUCUCAUAACACAUCCUGCAGCAACGACACAGGAGAAUGCUAUUGCAAACCGGGUGUGGAUGGUUCACGCUGCGACAGUUGUUUAUCCGGAUACUAUGGAUUUUCUUUAAACGGCUGUCAAUUGUGCGAUUCAUGCGUCCGACCCGGUCACGUGUGUGACCCUGAUACCGGUCGCUGCGUGUGUCCCCGUUUGACCUACGGCGAGCACUGCGACCGGUGUAGACCAGGUGCGUGGGACUUAGUGCCGCGGAUUGGCUGCAGGCCAUGCGCCUGUACCCUGGGCGCCACAGGGUCCCAGUGUGACCAUCAGGGUCAGUGCCCCUGCAGAAUCGGCUACGACGGGCUCAGGUGCGAGAGAUGUGCCAAGGGUUACUACGGCUAUCCGAGGUGCCGGCCUUGCGGCUGCAAUUUAGCCGGCACGACGCACUGCCAUGACGGUGUCUGUGAAUGCGAUGACAAGGGACAGUGCCCGUGCAAGGAACUGGUCGUCGGACGACAAUGCAAUCAGUGCAAGGAAGGUACGUUCGGCCUUGCGAUGGACAAUGUUAAGGGAUGCACCGAAUGUUUCUGCUUCGGAAGGAGCACCUUGUGUCAGCAGGCCGGACUCAGUUGGGGUCAACGCAGAUUAACUCGGCCUCGUGUUCUUUAUAUCAACGACACAGUCAACGAUGUAAUAAUAACGAAUUUUGGCUCCACAACUGUAUUACCAGCGGUGAACGGUGGGUUAAACGUGACAAAUGGUCUCUCCGUAAUCCCUGGAUCUGAUGGUGAUGUCACAUUGCCUACAACUCUUUAUUAUAAUUAUCCUUUAUAUUGGAUACUGCCAGAUUCUUUUCUAGGCGAUAAGGUUGUCUCUUACGGAGGAUUCUUGCGCUUUAAAACCUCGACGGAAGGUGGAAUACCUCUAAGAUCGAAUCUCCGAUAUCCCGUGGUGCAGUUACAAGGCAACAAUAAAAUUGUCUUGGAAUAUUAUCUUCAUCUACCAGUAAACGAUAAUCGUUAUCAAGUCAGAUUUCACGAGUCAUUGUGGCAGCUACAAAACAGGCCAGAUUACAAAGUUUCCAGGGAGGUUCUAAUGGUUGCAUUGCAAAAUCUGCAGUACAUUCUCGUAAAAGCUUCGGACAAUGCUGAAUUUACAAGAACCACAUUGCUGGAAGCUUCUCUCGACGCCGCCGUCCUGAUGCCUACACACUCGCCACCACUGGCGACCGGAGUGGAGAUCUGCCAGUGUCCGCCGGAAUACAACGGUACGUCUUGCCAAGAUCCUAGCAUUGGCUUUUACAGGUGGUAUAAGAACACCACCGCCACGUCUACCAUCGUGAUCGAUCUUGUCGGACAAGCCAGACGCUGCCAGUGCAAUGGGAGAUCCGAGGUGUGCGACAGGGAGACGGGAUAUUGCUUGAAUUGUAAAGAAAACACAUUUGGUGCACAUUGCAACGUUUGCGCUGAUAGUUUCUACGGUCAUCCGGAAAUAGGAGGCUGCAAGCCAUGUCCAUGUCCGCAAGUCGAUAAGAGAUUUUCAAGUACCUGCGUGAUUCGUGCGAACAAUGAACCUAUUUGUCACUGCAAGCCAGGCUAUGUCGGUAGAAAAUGUGAACGUUGCGCCUAUGGCUAUUACGGCUUUCCCGACCUUCCGGACGGCAAGUGCGUUCCGUGCAAUUGCAACUUGGCAGGAAGUUUAAGUGACGGCUGCGACGGCGAGACAGGACAGUGCAAAUGCAAGAUCGGUUCUACAGGCAGAGAUUGCUCCCAAUGCACAGCAUAUCGACACGUUUACAUAAACAAUGUUUGCACUUCAUGCAAUGACAAUUGCACGGGAAUUCUGCUCGAUACUGUCGCGAUGUUGUCUGAGGAACUGGCCGGUGGAACGAGUCACAUAGCAGACGGAUAUAUUCCACCCCCGUGGGAAGAACUGUCGUAUAUCGAUUCCAACAUGACUACAUAUCUUGAGGAAUUGGAGCUGCGAACUCGUCUGCAGCAAAGAAUAAGGAACGUACCGUGGCAUGAAUAUAGAAAACUUGCACAAGAUGUUGAAACUAUGUUAAGAAAUCUGAAUAAGAAUGCGAAACAUGCCGAUACUUUAAAGACUAAAAGCGGCGAUUUGAAAAAUAAUAUUUUUACAGCAAAAAUUAUGCUUGAUAAUUUAAGAAGAGACAUAGAAGAUACAACUUCGGAACUCAAUCAAUACAGUAACGACAAUAGGAGAAUAGAAAUUAAAAAAGCCUUAAAAACUGCUAAGGCAAUCUUGAAUUAUCUAAAGUCCGUCGACAUAACCAAGAGAACUACAGAAGUGGAAAACUUCCUCGACGGUGUUACCAAAUAUGUAGCGUGGCUAAACUCUCUUCAUGACGCGACUGAGCCUUUGACGGUCGCUCAAAAUGACGCUAAAAAUUACGAGAUGAAAUUGAACGAUAUGCGAACGAUCGUAGAAAACACCAUGGAAACACUAUUCAGCUACGACAGUUUGUACAACCAUAUCAACGGGACAUUCAUCGAGGCCAAAGACCAAUGCGCUCGUAUAGGGAUAUUGCGCGAUGAAACGAAUGAAACGAUCACCGAAGGGAAGAAACUCGUCAAUGAAGCUCGCGAUCUACUUGUCGACGCAGAAAAUAACAUUCAAAAUCUCUCAGAUUCACGCGAUAAAUUAACAUACUGGACGGAGAAGCUGAGCAUGAAGGAAGAACUUUUGUAUCGACUAAAUUAUGAGUACGACGAGAAGUAUGUGGUGCCAGCAGUGCAACAUGCGAAGAAUCUAUCCAGCUACGUCGAUCAAUAUGUCAGUUUGUUCGCCAAGACACGAGAUAUUGCAGCUAGUCCCCUGAAGGCAAGUCAGGCCUACAAGAACAUUGUCGACGGUUUGCAAGCGGCGAAAAUCACUGCGCUGGCAGCCAAGGAAAUCAUCGAGGAUGUGCACAAAAAGGCUUUCCCUUCUUCGGGACAGAAAUCGUUACUGGAUAAUGCUAAGGAAGUAUUAGCUAAAUCUUCGCAACAGUGGGAAGUGGCGAAGGAACAUGGUAAACUAGUAAAAAAUGCAAACGCCAAGUUGAAUGCUCAGAAGCAAGCCGUGCUGGUAUUAAAGGAUUCGUUAAACAACACUGGAAUAAAGGACAACGAGAUAAAUGUGAAAUUGCGAGAAUUGCAAAGUAAUAGCAAAAAAUUACAUGAGGAUCUAUUAAAUAUCUUGGAAGACAACAAUGAAGUAGCAGACUCGGUAAUGAAUACGCAACGAUUGAUCGACGAUUACAAGCAAGGCAUUGCUGACAGACUGAAGCCGAAAUUGCACGAAUUGAAGCGCGAAGGCGAUUCGAAGAUAAGCCUUGCCAGUGAAAAAUUGACGGAAGCGCUGAGUAAUAUUAAGAAAGCUGAUGCGAAGCUAAUAAGUCUAUCAAACGUUGCAAUGAAACGAAAAGCUGUUUUCGAUAAAUGGAAUGACACAUUAGCCACGAAAUUGCAAAAUCUCAAAGACAAAAUUGCAGAAGCCCGAAAUACUGCCGAAGGGAUCCGCGUUUCUGUACGAUCAGUGGAAGGUAAAGAAUGCAUUCGUUCAUACAGACCAACGACGUUGCAAUCCUCGUCAACGACGUCGAUUAUAAUAACAUUCGCGCUUCCAACUGCACGCAAAGAAGGUUCCCUGUUUUACUUGCCUAGUGGAAUUAACGAUGAUUUUAUCGCUCUAGAGAUAUUUGAUAAAAAGGUACGAUUCUUAUGGAAUGUCGGUGGUGGUACAGGUAUACUAACACAUCCUGAAGUUCUUGAAAGCGGCGAUCUGCAGAAUGACAGGUCUUGGUAUCGGAUUGAAGCUGAAAGAACGCGACACACAGGCAAGCUGAACGUGCACAAGCAGUUUUCGACGUCCGGAAAGUAUCUUCCUGUCAUAAAUACGACUAAUUCUGAAUAUGGUCGUUUCGACGUCUUGCCUACAGACCGAGUAUGGAUAGGAGGUAUCCCUAAAUCGCAAAGAAGACCAACAGAGUUGAUCGCUGGUAAUGGUCUUCCGGGUUGCAUUCAUCAAGUAAUCCUCGAUGGAAAGCAUAUCGGCCUCUGGAACUUCAUCACAACAGCACCAGAUAUGGCUUGCAAAGCUUGUGUAGAAGGAGUGGAGGAUGCCAAAGAUGAUAUAGCUUACAAUUUCAAUGGAGAGGGCUAUGCUGUGAGAAACAGAGUCUCAUCUGGUCCAUAUAAUAAAUACAUGUUUGGAGUCUCGAUUAGUUUUCGAACAUACGACGAGAAUGCAUUGCUAUUUUUAGCCAUUAACAAAGAUAAUCAGCACAUCAUGAUUUCCCUGCGAGAAGGCCGAGUGAUCCUCCAUGUCGGUUACGGCGGAAAUGUGAGCAUGGAGAUGUCCUCGACUUACAAAUACAAUACUGGCAAUUGGACAAAGGUGGAUGCAUUCCGUCAGUAUCAAUUACGCAAGAACAUCGAAAAAUGCAGCCUUAGUAUCGGUGGUGACGACAAACGAAUUGGUGCGCCCACACCACAGCCCACGAAAGAAGAUAUUCCAGAUUUGGCGCAGGUCAAGUAUUACAUCGGCGGGCUGCCACCGAGCUUCCGCGCAGAAAAACUAAUGUUACCCUCGCAAGUGUCGUUCCUCGGAUGCAUGGCUAAUAUCGUAGUGCAAGAGGGUUAUGAUCCAAUGGCCGAACAAUAUUACGGAGUAGAAUCCAGUUGUGGUAAUAAACCAUUGAAAAUAGUUGGAUUUUAUGGAGAUGGAUAUCUCGAGCACUCAGCGUUUACUCUGCGCAAGAUUCAGUCUGUUCUAAGCUUCUCCUUCAGAACCAUGCAGGAUGCAGCUAUGCUUCUUCUCUCUACGUUUGAGGGCCAUGAAGACAGAUUGAGUGGUAUUCUCAAAGAAGCUAAGGACAGCUAUUACUCCGUGUGUAUUCUCAAUGGACAAGUGCAAGUUCGUUUAAAUGCUGGCCAUGGCGAGCUGGUUCUCCAAUCGAAUAAUACUUUUAACGACGGAAAAUAUCACUCGGUCACUGUCAUUAAGAAAAGAAAGGAAGUGGAGCUGAGAAUCGAUGACGCAUAUCAAACAUCAGGAAGAUUGCGCAAUAGUAUUGCGAUCAAGGCUCCCAGUUCGAACGGCGGACUUUUCUUUGGCGGAUUACCGGCGCUCAUCAAUAAUACUAAAAUGGUCGCAACUAACACGCCACUGUAUGGCGCUAUCAAGGAUGUGAUUUUCAAUGAUAUAAAUCUUCGAUUCGACGAUGCAGUUAAUUUUGAUCACGCUCUAAUCGGUCGUUCCGGGCCGAGUAUGGGAAAAGAAACGCCAAAUUACGUACCAUCAGCGUCAUUGUCUCGAGGAAUGUCCACACAACCUGAAGGAUGCCAAAAAGUGCCUUAUUAUUCGCUAGAACCAGGUGCUUUGAAAUUUGGUGAUAAACCACAUAGUCAUACGCAGCUCUAUCUCAACUUCAAGAAAUUCUGGGAAAAGAAAUAUGCGAUAGAAUUCGAUUUUAGGACGUAUUAUCCCAAUGGAUUGCUGUUUAUCACUCCGGGUCUUCGAUUGAAACACUAUUUAAUGGUGCUCAUCCGAGAUGGACAGCUUCUUUUGGUAGUGAGAAGCAAACAAAGGAAGGAAAUAAUAUUUAAGACACCAUUUAAUGACGGUAAUUGGCAUCACGUCGUUAUCAGUCACGAAGAAAGGAAACUCACCCUAUUAGUAGACACUCAGACACCGCGUGUCAUCAAAGUACCGAGAAGAAUUGGUCUCGCAUCCAUGAUGUAUAUCGGUGGUCUUCCGGAAAGCGGAACGCCUAUCCCGGAACAAGUGGUCGUCAGACUGGAGACAUUGAAGGGAUGUAUCAGAGGCCUGAAGAUCAAUGGAAAUGUUUACGACAUGGUGGGUUCCACCAGUAGAGCCUUCAAUGUCGGCCAGUGCUUCCCAAGUGUCGAGAGCGGAGCGUAUUUUCAGGGCGAGGCUUAUGCUAUUUAUCGAAACAACUUUGAGGUUGAUGGCGUGCUCGAACUUCAAUUGGAGUUCAGAACAUCGGAAGUGUCUGGCGUGUUGCUGUCGAUUACCGCACCCAGUGGUUCACCUUCUCUGUCAUUAGAACUCAAUAGCGGGAAGGUGAUCAUGUCGGGCGAUCUGGGCGACAGCAAUCCGUUAUACGUGGAGCAGGGCUUUUCUAAUCAUUACGCGAUCUGCGACAAUCGAUGGCACAGAAUCCAGGCUGUAUAUAACGAUGAGGAGCUGGCGCUCAAGGUGGACGAGCUGGACCAAAAAUACGGCUUGCCCACGAACAUUAAUUAUCAUUUAAAUACCUCUGUCUUCUCUGGCCCGUUGUAUAUAGGUGGUAUACCAGUGACUGCUCAGAAAGGCUCGCUGUUAACGCGAGACCACUUCAAUGGAUGCAUCAGGAAUGUGAUGAUAAGAGGGGAAAGGCGAGACUGGACGGACAUGGCCGAGCUGCACAACAUCCACCUGAGCUCCUGCCCGGUUCAAUGAUAGCGGGGCGUGAAGAGGAAAGACAAUUACCUCGGCGUUCAGCGCUUUUAGUUCCAAAGACUGUUCGAAGAGUCGCGUUGAACAAUUCAACAAUCGCAUCGAGAUUAACGUGCCAUAUAUUCGCAGGCGACGAGUUCUUUAAGACUUAACAAAGCCAAAAGAUGCUAAACCGUAGACCGUUAAGCUAAUCGUCGUAGCAUGAAAAUAAAAAAAGGAAAAGAGAAAAGGAGAGAAAGAGAUCGUACGCUUCAGUCUCGCCGUGACAAACAAACGAUGGCACGAAUAAUUUCGUCGUACGUACGCAGGUACGCGUAACGCGUGCAGACGGUGACAUUUUACGCGUAAAUAGAGAGAUCACUGCCAUAUAGUUUAAUUAUUCACCGUAAGCCGCAAACAAUUUGUACAUCAGUAUUUAAAAGCCAUUAUUUAUUAUCGUUAACGUAAAUCCGAUCACGAGAAUUCGUGAUCGCUGCGUCGACGAGUUAGGGAAUAGAAAAUAACGCGAUUACGUUUUGUACUUUUAUAGUUAGACAUCUACUAGAGCCCGAUAUAUUAUGUACAUUGUAGAUUUUUUAUUCGAAAGAUUUAUCGAGAAACAUGCAAGUGCCCUGUAAAAAAGAAGUGUCCUUUAAUCACGCACACAGAGAGAUGAUAUUCGAAGAAUAUUUAUAUCUAAUUUUCUCUCUCAUACAUAACACACGCACACGAUUUUUGUUAAACUGUAAUAUAUUACAUAUACACAAGGAAAAUUAACAAAUUACGAAAAUCCGCUGUUGUGUAUAAAAUAUAUAAUAUAACAAGAAAAAAAGCGCAUAGGGCUGUGUCGCUUUGAUUUAUCCUCCUUAACGCUCUAAAGAUCCCUAUAAAAUACCUCAGAAACGCAGCUUUAUGAAAUUUCACAAUGCAAUUUUCCUCCAAAACGGAAGACAAAUAUUAAACACAAAGAAUUGAAGUUCUAGAGAAUUAAAAAAAUUUUACUUUUAUUUACGAAU
Messenger RNA from Trachymyrmex septentrionalis, 11156 nucleotides. RefSeq names its product laminin subunit alpha-1 (gene wb). Gene Ontology annotation, molecular function: signaling receptor binding. The transcript is spliced from 43 exons. Bases 505 to 10164 code for a protein of 3219 amino acids. NCBI's taxonomy places the organism in Eukaryota, Metazoa, Arthropoda, Insecta, Hymenoptera, Formicidae. Gene Ontology annotation, biological process: regulation of embryonic development; regulation of cell adhesion; regulation of cell migration. The record is from RefSeq and is a predicted model, not a curated record.